AAACACUCAAAUCCACAGCCAAACACUAGAACAGCCACUCAAAAGUUUGCACGUCAAGCGCCUCACAACCGAGUCUACAAUGUGGCACGUUUUAAACCAUUGUUAGAAGUUGUAUUAGAGUAGUAUUAUCCACACUGGAUCAGAGAACUGACCCGCCUUAAAUUCAUGAAUGUCGACGUGUCAUCCAACUGCAGCCCCCCCGACGACAAGUCAUAGUCAACCAUUACAUUAAACCUCCAAACCCCACAAAACAAAGAAACAACACUCACACACACAAAAACUCAAAGCACCAGCACCAUCAACACCUCCUCCCACCACCACUACCACCAUGAUCAAAACCACACCAUCCCCUUCUCCCUCACCACACCACCACCACACGUGGGCCCCAUCCCCAACUCCCACAAUUUCCUCAACCCCUACAGCCACCGCCCCUUCUUACCAAUCCUCACCACCAUCACCAACGUCCUCCAAACUCCCAGUUGACUUCAGCCCAACUUUAAUAGCCAUGGUGGUAGUAGUCGCUGCCGCCUUCUUAACAAUCACAUACUCCCGCCUAAUUUCCCGUUCCCUCCUCCGUGUCAUCCGCCGAUGGCGUCGGUGGCGCCGUCGUAGACGCCGCCGUUACCCCCCCUCCUCAAAUGGUGGCCUCGACUCCCCACCUCCACUCUUUGAUUCCCCAGAAGGCUUCCAUGUUUACUCUCCUUACGGGCUGGACGACGCCGUCAUCAAGACCAUCCCUCUCUCACUCUACACCACGAAAAAUAGCAAUAGCUUUCACAAGCAAAUCAAAGACUGUGCUGUUUGCUUGCUUGAAUUCGAAGAUGAUGAAUAUGUCCGUACACUUCCUGUUUGCUCGCAUGCAUUUCAUGUCGACUGUAUUGAUAUUUGGCUAAGGUCACACGCGAACUGCCCACUUUGUCGUGCGGGGAUUUUCAGAGCCGAGUCUCCAUUUAUUCCAGUCAUGGCCGCAAGAAUUCGUCCUAGUCUUGAUGAAACAAUCCUACGUGGCACUCUUCUUCCGCUCGAACCAAUAAUUCAAAGCCCACUACGCACUUAUUCUGCCGUUGCAGACACAGCUACAGCUACUGUCACGGAGAUUACACCAUGUCCUGAAGAACCAUCACCGCGAAGACAUAGUAUGAACAAUUUUAAUACUAAUUCUGAGGACAGAUUCAAUGGUCGUGAUCAUUUCUUCUUGAAAAGAUCUUAUUCUUUCGGGUUUGAACGGAGCUUGGCGUCCGAGAGGAUGUUAGUAAUGGAGCCAGCUACAGCUUCUCCGUGGAGGUUUAGAAGGGGGGGUUUUUGGAGCAAACGGCCAUCACCGUUUGGAUCAAUAUCAAAAGCUAGAGUUUUUUCGUUUAGGCAUUAUAGAGGGAUGAAAUCCCCGUUUUUUAGACGGAGAGGAUCAGGGUUUUUCCCGUUAUCGGAGAGGUUCUCCACCGUAGGCGGAGGAGGCGGUGGUGGGUCGUCGAGGAGGUGUAAGUCUAUGGCGAGCCCACAGUUUUUGAGAUCAUCGGUGGGGUCGAGCAUGGCCGCGUUUUCGUCUAGCCGGCUAAGGUGUGGGGACCCCGAGGCACUGCUGUCACCGGAGAGGUUUAACAGGAGGUAGAGAAGGACACACGUGGAGGGUGAGAUUGAGUGAUCGUGAGAAUGGACGGUCGAAAAGGAGGCGGUGAUGGGGUCAAGGUGGUAUUAAAUGGAGAGUGGGUGUUUGCAUGAAAGGUGGAGUUAAUGAGGGGGCAUGAGAAUAUACGAGUAGUCUGGCAAUUUGUGGAUGGGCCAUUAAUUGUAGGUGCCGAUGGCAUUUAAUGAGAAAAUUGAAGAGAGAUUACACCUUUGCUCUCUCUCUCUCUCUCUCUCUCUGGCUCGCAUUGAUUAUAGAAAAGAAAAGGAAUUCUUGGCCUUGUUUCCCUCCCUCCCUCCCUCCCUCCCUCUCUCUCUCAUUCAUUCAGCAGAUCAUAAAUGAGAGGAAGAGGAGAGUGAUGGGUUAUUAAGGCUGAGGGAAAUGGUGGGAUUUUGACGUGGGGGCUGGGUUUAUAUAGGGGGUUUACUUGGUGGGUUUUGCUGGGAUUGGAUUUGGGCAUAGAUUGGUCAAAUCUCUUAUUGGUUUUCCACUCUUGCUAGCUAUUUUGUGAAAUGCACCGACAGAGGACAGAAAGGCCCAUGCCAGAAAGGGGACGGAAGGGAACAUGGCAUGCUAGUUGCUUCUCGCUGGACCCUCGGACAAUAAGACUGGUUAAUUCGGUGAAAUAUGAACUCUUCAUAUCAUUUGUUGAACUCCCGAUACUGCCUCUCUCUUUCCCUUCAAGAACAAGAUUGCUUCUCUCGUUUGGAUUUAGGGUUCACAUUCUCGUAUUUAGCUUCUGCAAGAUCGAUGACUCUCUUUUUUAUUUAUUUAUUUAUUAUUAUUAUUAUUAUUAUUAUUAUUAUUACCAGCUUUAUUAAUUUCUUAGGACUGCACCAAGGUCAUUUUUAUUGUUAAAUUAGACGACGCAUAGAAUGCGGCUAUAAAUGCAAUAUAGCAUUUGUGAGAAAUGUUGAAGUAGUAAUGGAUCAUGAGGUUUCUUCGUUUAUAGCAAUAGAACUUUUCAUGCAA
Messenger RNA from Populus nigra (black poplar), 2596 nucleotides. Its product is annotated as RING-H2 finger protein ATL65. Bases 329 to 1609 code for a protein of 426 amino acids. Gene Ontology annotation, biological process: protein ubiquitination. Gene Ontology annotation, molecular function: transferase activity. The record is from RefSeq and is a predicted model, not a curated record. NCBI's taxonomy places the organism in Eukaryota, Viridiplantae, Streptophyta, Magnoliopsida, Malpighiales, Salicaceae. The transcript has a single exon.